Messenger RNA from Leptopilina heterotoma, 4054 nucleotides. RefSeq names its product transcription intermediary factor 1-alpha-like. The coding region runs from base 146 to 3469 and encodes 1107 amino acids. NCBI's taxonomy places the organism in Eukaryota, Metazoa, Arthropoda, Insecta, Hymenoptera, Figitidae. The transcript has 11 exons. The record is from RefSeq and is a predicted model, not a curated record. Gene Ontology annotation, molecular function: zinc ion binding; protein binding.
CGCCAUUUUUUUUUCUAAAUGUACUUUGCCAAGAUGGGAGUGUGCGCAAUUUAUGGCGUUUUUUGACUCCGUGGUUAAUGGUUUUUCAAAGUAAACGAAGAAAAAGAAGAAGAAAAAAAGAAAAUUUUCAUUUUCACGGCGUACAAUGGACGCCUGUGGAAGUGAUAACUUGACCCCUGGACCCACAGUGUCAGUGAAGGAGGAAAUUAGUGAACAAUUAACAACAGUGAAUGAACAAAAUGUAUCAAUAACUGAACAACAAACAAGUUGCAGCAGUGAGCUAAUAGACAAUGAUCAACAAAUUGAAUGCACAACAGAAGGUCAUGAAAGUGAUAUUCGUGCAUUAUUGGCAAAAUGUGUUGUUUGCAAUAAAACCUUCACCUCGACCGAUAACCUUAAACUUUUAGAAUGCCUUCAUACAAUUUGUUCCGCAUGUGUCACUGAAAAAUCUAAUAAUGAACAUAACACAUCAGUGGAUACUGAAGUUCUCUUGGAGACGAAUGUUAUUGCCUGCACGUCUUGCAAUGUGUCGAGCCAAUUGGAUAAUUUGAUUGAAAAUCAAUUCAUCUCGAAGGUUAUUCAAGAGGAAUGUAAUGCGGGUCCUGAAGAAGAAAAUAAGGAUGGCGAGGAGGAGAAACAGUGCACAAGUUGUAGCGAGGAUGCACGAGCCACGAGCUAUUGCAUCGAUUGCGAGGAGUUUAUUUGUGAAAAUUGUGUUAUGGCACAUCAAAGGUUAAAAAUUACUAAAGAUCAUACAAUUCAACCAAGAGGAUCAGUCGCCAAUGAUGACAGUGCAAAAAAGGUGGAGAAAAAAAAUCAGGGUUAUUUAUAUUGUGUUAUUCAUCCUCACGAACAAUUGUCCUUGUUUUGUCAAACAUGUGAUCGACUUACGUGUCGUGAUUGUCAACUCACUGAUCAUCGUGAUCACAAAUACAAUUUUAUCCACGAAAUUGCUGCCACAACGCGUACUUCAGUUUCCACAUUAUUAAAAGAAGUUAGUUAUAAAAGAGUUUUGUUAAAAAGUGCGAUGAAAGUAAUAGAAGAUAGACAAGUUUUAAUAUUGGAGAAGAAGAAAAAUUUAGUUCAAGAUAUUACAAAUAUGGUUGUACAAUUAACUAAUGCAAUCAAUGUUAGAAGUAAGCAAUUAGUAAUGCGUCUAAACGAGGUUUGCGACCAAAAACAAAAUACUUUAAAUGAAAAGAAAACCGCCUUGGACCAAUUAUCAAAAUUAACGGACCAUUGUAUUCAGUUUGUCAGCUAUGCUUUAGAUAAAGGAUCCGAUGUUGAGCUCCUCUACAGUAAAAAAUCAAUCACGAGUCACUUGCAGCGGAUAAAAAGUAAAAGGGCGGAUAUUCCAAAUCCUGAAAUUCCCGUGAGAAUAAAUCUCUCGUUAGAAAGGUUGCCUGAUAUCAAAAAAGUUCUAUCGUCGAUAGGAGGCAUUGUGGUUGAUGGGAGAGUUUAUCCAUCAACAACGACAACAACACCAAAUUCAGCGCCAGAGAAAGUUUCGACGCCCGUUCCUGUGCCCGAGCAGCCAGCUAAGCAACCAACUCCUCAUCCACCUGCUCACGUUGACGCUCAACCACCAUUACCACCACCUCCUCCCCCGAUGGCUGCUGGUCCCCAUCAAAUGAAUUCGAUGCCACCUCACGCGAACAAUAUGCAACAAAAUUAUCAGCGAAUAAUGUCCCAUCAUUUGCCACCCCAACAACAACAACAAAUGGGUCCAUCUCCUCAUCAAGUACCACCUCAACAUCAAGUUCCGCCCCAACAUCAACAACAACCGCCUCAGCAUCCACAACAACAACAACAACCACCCCAACAUCCACAACAACUCCAACCCCACGUACAAAAUCACAUGCAACAUUACCCCUCACACAACAUGCCCCCACGCUCAUCACCCCAAAAUCGCAUGCCCUACAAUACAAAUUUCACCAACAGUAUGCAGAGCAUGCUAAUGCCCCAAAACACCGGCCUCACGGCUCAUCAGCAGCAGGUCACAUCAUCCACCCACCCCCAUCAACAAGUGCAUUUCGAUCAAAUGAAUUCAAACGCAAAUCUCCGCAACCUUCUCGCCUAUCGUCCCCAAUCGCAACCCCAACCGAAUCCCAUGCACUACCGAAUGCCCCCCACCGGUCGCUAUCCAAUGCCCGGACCCCAACAAAGGCCAAUGAUGGGCCACGGUUACUCACCCAACACUCCACCAAUGGUUCGCCUACCACCCUACAACAAUGCCAAUGUCAAUCAACAUCUAAAUUAUCCCCAUCAACAACAACAACAACAGCAACAACAACAGCAGCAACAACAACAGCAACAACAACAGCAACAAGCAGCACGAUGGCAUAUUCCACAAAAUAUGAAUCCCUGUCUUCCACAUCCCGCGCGACAACAAUCAAUGCCUUCAAUGCAAGUUCCUCACAAUGAUAGUUACAAAAUUACACUAAAAAACCCACCGGCUUAUAAUAAUAAUGAGAGAUUUCCAAAUAUAAAUCAAGCUCUACAUACUUCCAAUCAAUCGGCAAAUUCACCAUCGUCGGGGCAGACAAUUAGUUCGUCGAUGCCAAAAACGCCGAGUCCAACAUUACUGGAAAAAUGUGACGAGAUGGAAAAGAAUUUGGAUAAAUUUUGUCAAAAAAACAUGAAUGAUUUAAUGAUGACAAUCGCUAAAUUGGACAGUAAUGGAAUUGUCGUCAUUCCAGAGGAGCAGAAGAAUCAAAUGGACUCGAGUCAAGUUGAUAGUUCCACUGAUGAAGGUAUUCAUUCUAUUGGUUCAGGAAGUGUUCAAAGUUCCUUGAGUACUGCUAAAAGUACGCCAACAUCGAUAUCAAAAGACGAUCCAAAUGAAGAUUGGUGCGCUGUUUGUAUGGAUGGAGGUGAAGCAGUUCUUUGUUGUGAUAAAUGUCCAAAAGUCUUCCACUUAUUUUGCCACAUACCUGGAUUAAAAACAUUUCCCGACGAAAGUGAAACAUGGCAGUGUAUGUUGUGUACAAAUGUGUUGGACUCCUCGGACGAUCCUGUUGGUGAGAAGCGUCCAAAUUGUAUGACUGCACGUGAAUUGAGAAUAGCGCAAAGAAUAGUACUCGAACUUUACUGUCAAUACGAACAAAGUCUACCAUUUAGAGAAGUUGUUUCACCUGAGCAGAUUCUCGAGUACCACAAAAUUAUCAAGAAGCCAAUGGCUCUGGAUAUUAUUAGAAAUAAAUUGAAAACUGACAAUCCCGAGCAUUACACAGAUUUAAGACACGUUAUGGCUGAUAUACGAUUGAUGUUCAAAAACGCUUUCACAUACAAUCCUGUUGAAUCGCAAAUUUAUCAGGAAGCCCGUAAUUUAGAAGAAUUUUUUGAGAAAUUAUUACUAAAAUGGGCGCCAAGUUACGCUUAUGACGAUCCUUUCCUUGCGGCUGAAGGUGAUGAGGACGAGGAACUUGCCCCACCAAACAGGAAAUACCGUCGCAUUAUCAGUGAUUAAAGUAAAAAAAAAAAGAAAAAGAAAACUUCUGCCUUAUUUGUUUAAUUAAAUUAUAUAUUAUGCGUAAUGAUAGAAAUUUUUAGAUUAAAAAAUAGAGAAUUAUUAUCUGGAUUGAAAUUGUUUGAAUCGUAAUUCAAUUACAUUUUGCGAAUUAAAUCAAAAUUAAUCCAUUUAAUACAUUGGUUAAUAAUUAAUAUUUUUCGACUUUUUACAAAAAAAAAACACACUUUUUCAUAAAUACUAUUUGACACUGUAUUUUUCAUUAAAUAAUUUAAUGGAAUUACAAAUUUUCGAUUUGACUGUUGCAAUUUGAAAGUCGAAAAAUAUGAAACAAAAAAAAAAAGAAAUAUCAAAAUAAUGACAAACAAUCAAUUGUUUCUUUUUAGAUUAUUUUGAAAUUUUAAAAUAUUCACUUUAAAGUAUUUUUCUUUUCUAUGUUAGAUUCUGCAGAAUAGAUAGUUUAAAUAUUUUGCAACUAAUGCGAAUUUAUUAAUUAGAGAACAAAUUUUUGAAAGGGAAUGCUUUUGGUAGUUUUUUUGGGUUUUAUGUAGAAAUAAUUCUUGUAAAAAUAACAAUUACGAUUGU